Meleagris gallopavo (turkey) is the source of this 1402-nucleotide messenger RNA. NCBI's taxonomy places the organism in Eukaryota, Metazoa, Chordata, Aves, Galliformes, Phasianidae. The record is from RefSeq and is a predicted model, not a curated record.
GGUGUGUUUUAUUGCAGGGAAACUCGGUCGCUUUCCACCAAGGAUGCAUUACCAGGCAACUCCCGACAGCCGAGCUGCCCCUCCUUUCCCAAGGUCUCACCUUGCUGAAGCAGUCGCCAAGGCCAAGGCUGGAGGAAGUGGUGGAAGCGCUGGUGGAGCUGGGAGAGGUCUUGUGGGGCAAAUCAUCCCUAUAUAUGGAUUUGGCAUCUUCUUGUACAUCUUGUAUAUUUUAUUUAAGCUGGCUUCCAAGGGAAAAACUACCCCUGGAGAACGGAAAUGCCUUCCUGCUGCACCUGGAAAUAUGAAGAGGAAAAUCACUGACUAUGAGCUCACCCAACUUCAGGAAAAGCUGAGAGAGACUGAAGAAGCUAUGGAAAAGUUAAUCAACAGAGUAGGCCCUAACUGUGACAGGGCUCAAAAUGUUACAACAGACCAGGAAAAAAGGUUACUUCAGCAACUCCGUGAAAUUACUAGAGUUAUGAAGGAAGGCAAAUUCAUAGAUGGCAUCUCUCCUGAGAAAGAAGCUGAAGAAGCUCCUUACAUGGAGGACUGGGAAGGUUACCCAGAAGAGACGUAUCCCAUCUAUGAUAAUUCCGAUUGCUUUAAGCGCAAACAAGACACAAUCCUUGUAGAUUAUCCCGAUCUGAGCCAGCCCUCUGCAGAAGAACUGGCAGAAAGAAUGGAGGGCAUGGAAGACAACGAGUACCUGUGCAGUGAAGCUCUGCUCUCUGAUCUCACCAUGGGAAGGGACAGUUAUGAUUCAAGGCAGAAAAAAGAUGAGGUAGCUGGCAUCAGUGAAGGGGAGAAGGACCUUCAACACAGCCAAAGCACUGAGGAGUGCUGUUAUUGUUACGAGGAGGAGGAUGAUCCUGCUAUAAUAGCAGAAAAUGCUGUAUUUCAUUCUGAGAGCUGCAGCGAAGCGGAAGAGGCAACCCCAGAGGACCUGUUCACAGAGUUUGAAAAUGAAAAUGCAGCACUGAAAAAUCAAAAAGCCAGUGAUUCAGAUGAAACAGGCACGCUGAGAAAGCGCAACACAAAAGGACUUGAGUAAUAGUGACAAUAUGUGGAUGCCAUCUAAGUGGUGACAGUAAAGGUCAGAAACCGUCAAUUUGUGUUUUUUGUCCCUAAAGAACAGUAAUCCUUUAUUCUCCUUGUACUAACUUCAUUCCCACAGUAACAGUCACACUCUCUACCUGAACUGGAAGCCAUUGCCCUCUUUCAUGCAGCUCUUCUCAGUUCAUUGCUGCUUUGCAGAGAGCACUUUGUCAUUGCUUUUAGGGACUGAUACACUGAAGCAGGUCAUUCCAUUCACGUAUUUGUGUUUUUAUUUCUUUCCAAUUUUGAACAAGCAGUUCUUAUUUUUUUUUCUUGUUCAAGAGUAAACAAAUUAUCUCUUUUAUCA